Molecule: messenger RNA, 3976 nt
Organism: Diatraea saccharalis (sugarcane borer)
Lineage: Eukaryota; Metazoa; Arthropoda; Insecta; Lepidoptera; Crambidae
Source: the annotation of a GenBank genome assembly
GUCAUUUCACGUCAUUUUGACUUCUUCGGACGUCGAAUGAACAGUGACUUGACAUUUGUUUGUAAAUCAAUACGCAAUAUUUAUUACGAAGUGAAAUUAUCGGGUAGUUGAUAUUCAUUUACAGUUACGGAACAAAGCAAGCAGAAUUCUUUCUAGAAUUGUAUGUCACAACCGUCUGCAAUGACGAACACGCUGUGUGUUUGUCUUUUAAUUACAAUCUUUUGCUGUACAAAUUUGUCGUUAGCUCGACAAGUACCAAAAGAAUGUUCUAAAGGACCGAGCUAUUGGUGUCAAAAUCUCAAGAGUGGGGCUGAAUGCGGAGCCGUCGGACACUGCAUUGGCACUGUAUGGGAGAAACAAAAAGUGGAAGUAAGCAGGAAUGAUGUGUCAGAUAAAUUUGUUAGACUGUUCCGGCAAUUGAAGGACAUUAAGGAUCUCAUCAAUGAGGAAUAUUUAGGCACUCGCGUCAGCUCCGAAUGCCACGAUGUACCUUACCCAGAAGUGGCGAAGAUCUGCAAGGAGAACACGGCGGAACUGCAGCAGUAUCUGUACCACGUGCUCGUUUCAGACACAUCUGCUGAGGCGAUGUGCCAGGUCAUCGGUAUGUGCAAUAAUGGCAAACUCGACAACUUUGUCUCCCUCAAGAAAAAGAAGUCUACUGAACCUAGUAAAAAUGAAAAGCAUAAAGUUCACCUUGUGGGAGCGAAUCGGUGUACUUGGGGACCCUCAUACUGGUGCAGUAACUUCAGUACUGGACGAGAAUGCAGCGCCACAAAGCAUUGCGUGGACGCCGUGUGGACAAAACAGCGAUACCCUGAAGAUAAUGACAGUGUGUGCAAGAUAUGCACAGACAUGGUGCAGCAAGCGCGCGACCAAUUAGAAAGCAACCAAACUCAGGAAGAGCUGAAAGAAGUAUUCGAAGGUUCCUGUAAGUUGAUGCCCAUCAAAAUAGUGGCCAAAGAAUGUAUGAAGCUCUCUGAUGACUUUGUGCCCGAGCUGGUGGAGACGCUGGCCUCUCAAAUGAACCCACAGGCCGUGUGUUCUGUCGCUGGACUCUGCAACAGCGCUAGAAUCGAUCGACUAUUGGAAGCCCACGAAAAGAAAAAAGAAUCAAAGAAGUUGGAUACACAUAAAGUUCACCUUGUGGGCGCUUCUCAUUGCACCUGGGGUCCAUCAUAUUGGUGCAGUAAUUUCAGUACUGGUCGAGAAUGCUCAGCGACGAAGCAUUGCGUGGAACGAGUAUGGUCUAAGAUGGACUUCCCUCAAGAUAAUGACAACAUCUGCCAGAUUUGCACCGAUAUGGUGAAGCAGGCUCGUGAUCAAUUGGAGAGCAACGAAACCCAGGAGGAACUCAAAGAAGUAUUCGAGGGGUCGUGCAAGUUGAUACCGAUCAAGGUGGUGAAAAAAGAGUGCAUCAAACUAGCUGAUGACUUCGUGCCCGAGCUGGUGGAGACGCUCGCUUCACAGAUGAAUCCGCAAGCUGUUUGCUCUGUAGCUGGACUCUGUAAUAAUGCGAGGAUCGAUCAACUACUUGACGCUUAUGGAGCGCAAUUAUCGAAGGUAGUUAGCUGCAGUAGUUGCCGACAGACUGUAGGCGUUGCCAGAAAGAAGUUUGAUGCUAGCUCGUACGAAGAUUUCCUAGUUAGUCUGUUGCAAGUGUGCGGCAAAUUAUCCUCAUUCUCUGACUCGUGUUCCAUGCUAGUGUUCAAGUAUUACGAGAACAUUCUGGCCGCUCUCCGUAAAGAUUUGACGCCGCAAAGCGUCUGUCAUCUCAGCGGACAGUGUACAUACAAAUACCAUAUGCACGAUAACUUCGAUUUCCCCGAGUGGGCGUUACAAGAUAAAGCCAAAGAUGACGUACCAUGCGAGUUUUGCGAGCAACUAAUCAAACACAUGCGCGAUACCCUCGUCGCUAACACCACUGAACUUGAAUUCUACAAAGUUCUCAAAGGUCUCUGCAAGCAAACCGGGGAGUUCAAAGAUGAGUGCCUCCAUCUAGCGGAUCAAUACUACCCUAUAAUCUAUAAAUACCUCGUGGCGGAUUUGCAGCCGGAAAUGAUAUGUAACAUGAUGGGCUUGUGCGGGAAAAACAUUACCGACAGUCCAAUAGCACCUUUACUACCGAAAGAACUAGUCGUCAAAGCUGUCACUAUGAAGGAUAGCUCAAAGAAAUCUGAACUAAUCGGUACUGAUGAAGCUAAGAGCUAUACUAAAAAGACAAAUGUUCGCAUUAUGGGUGAUGAAUCCGAACCUCUGCCGCCGCUCACCAUCGACCGAAUGUUCGUCAGGUUACCAGAGAACAAGGCCGGCUGCGCCUUCUGUCAAUAUUUCCUGCACUAUCUGCAAGUGGAGCUCAGCGAUACCAAAACUGAGGAUGCGAUAAGGGAUGCAGUGGAGAAGGCAUGCGAUCGUCUACCGAAUUCCAUCAACGGUGAAUGUCAUCAGUUCGUUGACCAGUACGGACCGGCAGUCAUAGCCCUACUAGUUCAAGAAAUUGACCCAGCUAGCAUUUGCCCUGCCCUGGGAUUGUGCCCUCAAGUGACUGAAGUCCGUCAUGUCGCCAUCAACUCGGGCAAAUCUAACUGUGCCCUGUGUUUAUUCGCUGUUGAACAACUCGUCACCAUGCUCAAAGAUAAUCGUACUGAGACAAGUAUCCGCCACGCUCUUGGCAACCUCUGCACCCAUUUAUCUGGUAAAAUGAAGAAUGAAUGCGUCGAUUUUGUGGACACAUAUACUGAGCAAUUAGUCGAGAUGCUGGUAGCAAACCUCAACGCUCAAGAAGUCUGCGUUUACCUUAAACUAUGUGCCGGUGAUGGCACUGAUCCAAUGAAGGUAACAACAGCUUCGGGAAUCGACAAAUACCACGAGAAACCGGCGCUAAGAGGUGACAGGAAUAAUUUCAAGCAUAGAUCAAUGUUGCCUACUCAUAUGUUGGAAAAUGGCGGCGAUAUCGAAACAAACGAGAUACCUGACGACACUGUGAACGGGCACGCAGUGAAGCCGCAAGUAUCACAGAAGACCGUUUGCGUUCUCUGCGAGUUCGUUAUGAAGGAGAUCGACGACCAAAUCAAAGACAAACACAAUCAGGAUGAAAUUAAGCAGAUUGUACACAGUGUAUGCAAACGCAUGCCCAAAGCGGUCCGCGCUGACUGCGAUCAGUUCGUAGAAAAGUACUCUGAUCUGGUGAUUAGUCUUUUAGAACAAGAGUUGGAGCCCGAAGAAGUGUGCGAGGAACUCAAAUUGUGUGAUUCGAAGGGACAAACAGCCUACCAGGACGCUAGAGAACAAAUAUUGGACUGCGCUGUUUGCGAGACGGUUGUGAUGGCUGUAAAAAAAGUAUUGAGCAACGAUAAAGUGGACCACAAUAUCGUGCACGUCAUUGAGAAAUCCUGUGGACUUUUGCCCGCCAAAUAUAACGCAAGGUGUCACACGUUGAUGGAGAUAUAUGGUGACAGCGUGAUCCACCUGGUGGAGGAACUGGGCACUAAGGGCGUGUGCCAGAAGAUCGGCCUCUGCGCACCCGGCGCCGCCGUACUGCGCAUGCGCGACCGCGGCCACUGACGCGCGAGCUUUGCCGUAAACGCAGCGACUUUUCAAGAUUUUAUCCGAUAUUUAAGUAAUCUCCUUUUACUAUUAUAACACGUAAGUCUUGAUUUUUAACCAAAUCAGUUUAGGAUUAAGUUGUUGUCUUAAGACAGAAAUUAUUGAGACUAUUUCGCGUCAUGUAUUAUGUUUUUGUAUUGUUUAACUAUUACAAAAAUUGUGCUUAUUUGUACUUACAUUUAUGGCGAGUAGUCACUAUAAUGCGUUUCCUUUGUCACUAUAAUAUUUUGCUCAUUUAAAACAAUCUAAUGUUAAUAAAUAAUUAGCCACAGAUCAUUGUAGUUAACAGUUUUAAUACUAAUGGAAUAGUUAACGUUCGCUAGCCUGUGAUAAGUCAUUUGUAAACUGUUUCUAUAAAAUAAAGUUUUCAAAU